GUUGAUUGGUUAACGCUCUAAAACCAGGAAGUCGGAGAGAUUGUAAACAAACCAGCCGCUUGUUUGCUACUGGUGAAAUAUUACCGUUAAAUUUUAUUUCAGAUAAAAUUAUGAGCAGCCCUCCUUUGUCUUCAGCUUUAACGCAGACUGUCGGCUUGUUGGAGUGCGCAGCGGAGCAGCUGAUGGUCCACAGAGAGUUCCAGAACACUUUUAACACGUGUAACAAAGGCCUGCAGAGCCUGUGCGCCGUGGGGCAGGACAGCAGGUAUGGAGAGCUUAAAGCAAGCUUCUGCAUCUUAGGAAUUCAAGCGCUGGCUGAAAUGAAUUGGUGGCGCGACGUCUUGUCUUGGGUACUGCAGCAUUACGAGCACCAGGAGAAAAUACCUGCAAAAAUAAUGCAGAUGUGCAUACUUCUUUACUCCAAAGUGGGUGAACAAGCCGCGAUGCUGGAGUCAGGCAGAGUCUGGCUGAGCUGCACCUGCAACAGACGAGUCUCGGGCUUCCGCACAGUCACCGAGCUGCACCUGCUGCAUGUUCUUAUGCCGCUUGGACACAUGGAGGAGGCACGAGAGUUAAUCACUGGUGACAUUGGGAGCUUUGCAUUUACAGAAACCCAGAGGCAGACAGCGCUGGAUAUUUUAGAAAAUUUCCAGAAUCAGUGCCCGCCUUUAAGUCCUAGUUGCAGCACGCCUGCAGAGUCGAAGGCACAUCUUCCCUCACCUGGAGGUGCUGUAAUCCAGAAACUUGAAGCCGUGCUGAGGUUUUGCUGCAGAAAACUGACAGCGAUCCGCACCAGCUCGUUUCCUCUUCGGAGAAUCUUCCUUGCCAUCAUACUUCUCUACGUGCUUUUUGUUCGAAUGGAUCCAGCUCUCCCACCUUCAUAUAUGUGGAUUUCUAAACUUCAUCAACUCCUGAAGCAGAUGUGGAAUGAUGUGUUUGCACCCAAUUAAAAGGAGGCCACUCAGAGGAAAUUACUCUAAAACUGA
Thalassophryne amazonica is the source of this 986-nucleotide messenger RNA. RefSeq names its product peroxisomal biogenesis factor 26 (gene pex26). Gene Ontology annotation, biological process: protein import into peroxisome matrix; protein import into peroxisome membrane. Gene Ontology annotation, molecular function: protein-containing complex binding; ATPase binding. The coding region runs from base 111 to 950 and encodes 279 amino acids. The transcript has 5 exons. NCBI's taxonomy places the organism in Eukaryota, Metazoa, Chordata, Actinopteri, Batrachoidiformes, Batrachoididae. Gene Ontology annotation, cellular component: peroxisome; peroxisomal membrane. The record is from RefSeq and is a predicted model, not a curated record.